Messenger RNA from Aureobasidium subglaciale EXF-2481, 3561 nucleotides. RefSeq lists its product as uncharacterized. Gene Ontology annotation, biological process: gluconeogenesis; pyruvate metabolic process. Gene Ontology annotation, molecular function: ATP binding; metal ion binding; pyruvate carboxylase activity. The record is from RefSeq and is a predicted model, not a curated record. The coding region runs from base 1 to 3561 and encodes 1186 amino acids. NCBI's taxonomy places the organism in Eukaryota, Fungi, Ascomycota, Dothideomycetes, Dothideales, Saccotheciaceae. Gene Ontology annotation, cellular component: cytoplasm. The transcript has 4 exons.
AUGAAGGCCUCCAACAACAAUGACGAGGCCAUUGAAGACGGCGUCGACACCCAUACGCGAAACACUGUUCACGAACGUCUACGCGCCAACUCUUCGGUCAUGAAGGCCAAGAAGAUUCUGGUUGCCAACCGUGGUGAAAUUCCCAUCCGUAUCUUCCGUACCGCACACGAGCUUUCGCUGCAGACAGUAGCCGUGUACAGUCACGAGGACCGUCUGUCUAUGCACAGACAAAAGGCCGAUGAAGCUUAUGUCAUUGGCAAGAGAGGAGAAUACACACCUGUCGCUGCCUACCUGGCCAGCGACGAGAUCGUCAAGAUCGCAAAGGCACACAAUGUCAACCUCAUUCAUCCUGGUUAUGGUUUCUUGAGUGAGAACGCCGACUUCGCUCGUAAGGUCGAGGCUGCUGGCAUGAUCUUCGUUGGCCCUACACCAGACACCAUUGAUGCUCUCGGUGACAAGGUCUCAGCUCGUGAGCUCGCCAUCAAGUGCAAGGUUCCCGUUGUCCCCGGUACCGACGGCCCCGUUGAGAAGUUCGAGGAAGUCAAGGGCUUCACUGAUAAGCACGGCUUCCCCAUCAUCAUCAAAGCUGCCUUUGGCGGUGGUGGUCGUGGUAUGAGGGUCGUCUGGAAGCAAGAGGAGCUCAAGGAGGCUUUCGAGCGUGCUACAUCCGAGGCCAAGUCUGCCUUUGGUAACGGUACCGUCUUCGUUGAGCGCUUCCUGUACCGCCCCAAGCACAUUGAAGUUCAACUUCUUGGUGACAGCCACGGAAAUGUCGUCCACUUGUUCGAGCGUGACUGCAGUGUCCAGAGACGUCACCAAAAGGUCGUCGAGCUUGCUCCCGCAAAGGACUUGCCUGAGGAGACCCGCCAGGCCAUCUUGAACGACGCAGUCGCUCUUGCCAAGUCGGUCAACUACCGCAACGCUGGUACCGCGGAGUUCUUGGUUGACCAGGAGAACCGCCACUACUUCAUCGAGAUCAACCCAAGAAUCCAAGUCGAGCACACCAUCACUGAGGAAAUCACUGGUAUCGACAUCGUCGCUGCUCAAAUCCAGAUCGCCGCAGGUGCAUCGCUUGAGCAGCUGGGUCUUACUCAGGACCGCAUCUCUGUCCGCGGUUUCGCCAUUCAAUGCCGUAUUACUACCGAGGACCCUACUAAGGGCUUCCAGCCUGAUACUGGCAGAAUCGAAGUCUACCGUUCCGCUGGUGGUAACGGUGUAAGAUUGGACGGAGGUAACGGAUUCGCUGGCGCUGUCAUCACCCCUCACUACGACAGCAUGUUGGUCAAAUGUUCAUGCCAUGGAUCUACUUACGAGAUCGUCCGCAGAAAGAUGCUUCGUGCACUGGUUGAGUUCAGAAUCCGUGGUGUCAAGACCAACAUUCCCUUCUUGGCUUCUCUCCUUACUCACCCUACCUUCAUCUCUGGUGAAUGCUGGACUACUUUCAUCGAUGAUACUCCCGAGCUGUUCGCCCUGGUCAACAGUCAAAACCGUGCCCAGAAGCUUCUCGCUUACCUUGGUGACCUUGCCGUCAACGGCAGUCAGAUCAAGGGUCAGAUUGGUGAGCCCAAGUUUAAGGGCGACGUUAUCGUUCCCACUCUUCACGAUGAGCAGAAGAACGUUCUUGAUGUUUCGGAGCCUUGCACCAAGGGUUGGAGAAGCAUCAUUGUUGAGCAGGGCCCUGAAGCCUUUGCCAAGGCUGUCAGAGCUAACAAGGGCUGUCUGAUCAUGGACACCACCUGGAGAGAUGCUCACCAGUCUCUUCUUGCUACCAGAGUCCGUACCGUCGACUUCCUCAACAUUGCCAAGGAGACUAGUUACGCUCUUAGCAACGCCUGGGCUCUCGAGUGCUGGGGUGGUGCCACUUUCGAUGUCGCCAUGCGCUUCCUCUACGAGGACCCCUGGGACAGACUUCGCAAGAUGAGAAAGGUUGUGCCCAACAUUCCUUUCCAGAUGCUUCUGCGUGGUGCCAACGGUGUUGCUUACUCAUCGCUUCCCGACAACGCCAUCACUCACUUCUGUGAGCAAGCAAAGAAGAACGGUGUUGACAUCUUCCGUGUCUUUGAUGCACUGAACGACGUUGAGCAGCUUGAGGUCGGUGUCAAGGCUGUCCUCAAGGCUGGUGGUGUUGCCGAGGGUACUGUCUGUUACUCGGGUGACAUGCUCAACCCCAGUAAGAAAUACAACCUCGAGUACUACAUGGGUGUCGUCGAGAAGAUUGUCAACAUGGGUGCUCACAUUCUUGGUAUCAAGGACAUGGCAGGUGUCCUGAAGCCUAGAGCUGCCACGAUGCUCAUCGGCUCGAUCAGAAAGAAGUACCCUGACCUCCCUAUCCACGUCCACACUCACGACUCGGCCGGUACUGGUGUUGCUUCCAUGGUUGCUUGCGCCCAGGCCGGCGCUGACGCCGUUGAUGCUGCCACUGACAGCAUGUCUGGUAUGACUUCUCAGCCCAGCAUUGGUGCUAUCGUUGCAUCGCUUGAGGGCAGCGAGUUCGACCCCGGUCUCAACGCUCACCACUUGAGAAUGAUCGACCACUACUGGGCCCAGCUUCGUCUUCUCUACUCACCUUUCGAGGCCGGUCUCACUGGUCCCGACCCUGAGGUUUACGAGCACGAGAUUCCUGGUGGUCAACUCACCAACCUCAUCUUCCAGGCCUCUCAGCAAGGUCUUGGUGAGCAGUGGGCACAGACCAAGAAGGCCUACGAGCAAGCCAACGAUCUGCUUGGCGAUAUUGUCAAGGUCACUCCUACCUCCAAGGUCGUCGGUGAUCUUGCUCAAUUCAUGGUCAGCAACAAGCUGAGCUACAAUGACGUUCUUGAGAAGGCCGAGCAGCUCGACUUCCCCUCAUCGGUCCUUGAGUUCUUCGAGGGUCUUAUGGGACAGCCUUACGGUGGUUUCCCUGAGCCUCUGCGCUCCCAGGCUCUCCGCGACCGCAGAAAGAUGGACAAGAGACCCGGUCUCUACCUCGACCCUGUCAACUUCGACGAGGUCCGCAACAAGCUCAAGGAGCAGUUCGGCAGUUACACCGAGACUGACGUCGCAUCGUAUGUCAUGUACCCCAAGGUCUUUGAGGACUUCAAGAAGUGGACUCUGAAAUUCGGAGACCUUUCGGUACUGCCUACAAAGUACUUCUUGGCCAAGCCCGAGAUUGGUGAGGAGUUCCACGUCGAACUUGAGAAGGGCAAGGUGCUCAUUAUCAAGCUUCUGGCGAUCGGCCCCCUUUCUGAGCAGACUGGUCAAAGGGAAGUCUUCUACGAAAUGAACGGUGAAGUCCGUCAAGUGACUGUUGACGACCAACAUGCCGCUGUCGAGAACAAGUCUCGCAAGAAGGCCGACCUUGGCGACAGCAGCCAGGUCGGUGCCCCCAUGAGUGGUGUCGUUGUUGAGCUCAGAGUCAAGGAGGGCGCCGAGGUCAACAAGGGUGACCCCAUCGCCAUUCUGAGCGCCAUGAAGAUGGAGAUGGUCAUCAGUGCGCCUCACUCCGGUAAGGUCGGAGAGCUCAGUGUCAAGGAGUCCGACUCUGUCGACGGACAGGAUCUCAUCUGCAAGAUCGUCAAGUAA